CGGACGUUCGAAAUACAAACUGUGUUAGUGGCCAGUGCGUGUAGUGAUUGAGAUAAUCAAUAAAUCGAGUGAUGGAAUCGGAAAUAAACAAGAUGCAGACUAAGAUACCGCCCAAGAAUUUUUCGAUCGAAUCGAUUGUCGGACUCAACGACCGUCGUUCACCAGAAAUCGAUAUUGAGAAUACGAUUGGAGAUUUUAAUAACGAUCACUCUGAAGAUGAAGAUUUAAAACUGAGGGAGGGGAAAAUGGGUUACUAUUUCCAACAAAAUCGAGUACCAAAUUUCCCGUUUUUCAUGUCGUAUGACAAGAGAGUUAUCGGUACUGGUUAUCCAGAAGGUCAAGGAGGUGAGGACUUGAAGAGGGCGAGUCCUGGAAGUGUGAGGAGCGAAGUUGAUAGCGACGGCGCUGAUGAUCGGCAGCAUGAAUCUUUGAGCCCGCAAUCGGAACCGAUGAACACAAGCAAUUCAGCCCCAGAUCCAAAUAUUAGGAGAUAUCGCACAGCAUUCACGAGGGAACAGCUAGCGCGACUCGAAAAGGAAUUCAUGAAGGAGAACUACGUCUCCAGACCGAGGCGAUGUGAAUUGGCCGCGCAGUUGCAGUUACCCGAGUCCACCAUUAAGGUAUGGUUCCAAAACCGUAGGAUGAAAGACAAGAGGCAGCGUAUAGCAGUAGCGUGGCCUUACGCUGCUGUUUACAGCGACCCAGCAUUCGCAGCAUCUAUACUCCAAGCUGCUGCAUCAUCGGUGGGAUUACCCUAUGGUUAUCCGUCCCCGGCACUCCUCCCACCCUUCCACAACCCACAGCUGUUACCGUCAGGGUACCCCUACCCGUACCCACCUUACCCAAGAUAUCCCUAUAUUCCCCCAACUCCUCCAUCCCCGGUUAAUACUGAAUCAAACCUCCGGCCAUCAUACCAGAACUUUAAUAUUAAUGUCGACAAAUAAGGUUUUAUAUAAGCUAAAAUUAUUUUUUAAGAAUUGAUUAAAAUAUACAAAAUAAAUUAGGAAAGCUAUAAAAAACUCACAAACAGAAAUUACGAAGUUAAUUUCACUUUUACGCUCAACAUGUUUGAAU
Molecule: messenger RNA, 1074 nt
Organism: Vanessa tameamea
Lineage: Eukaryota; Metazoa; Arthropoda; Insecta; Lepidoptera; Nymphalidae
Product: segmentation protein even-skipped
Exons: 4
Coding region: 72-944 (290 amino acids)
Biological process (GO): regulation of transcription by RNA polymerase II
Cellular component (GO): nucleus
Molecular function (GO): DNA-binding transcription factor activity, RNA polymerase II-specific; RNA polymerase II cis-regulatory region sequence-specific DNA binding
Source: RefSeq, a predicted model, not a curated record